Molecule: messenger RNA, 954 nt
Organism: Erigeron canadensis
Lineage: Eukaryota; Viridiplantae; Streptophyta; Magnoliopsida; Asterales; Asteraceae
Product: agamous-like MADS-box protein MADS2
Exons: 8
Coding region: 88-819 (243 amino acids)
Biological process (GO): positive regulation of transcription by RNA polymerase II
Cellular component (GO): nucleus
Molecular function (GO): DNA-binding transcription factor activity, RNA polymerase II-specific; RNA polymerase II cis-regulatory region sequence-specific DNA binding; protein dimerization activity
Source: RefSeq, a predicted model, not a curated record
UAUAUAUCAAGAUUUCAGAUCAAGAAGAGGGGCUGUAAAAGUAAAACUUGAAGAUUAAAUAUAAAAAUAGUAGUACUCCAUAUUAUUAUGGGGAGGGGAAGAGUAGAGUUGAAGAGGAUAGAAAACAAGAUAAACAGACAAGUAACUUUUGCUAAAAGAAGAAAUGGGCUGUUGAAGAAAGCUUAUGAGCUAUCUGUUCUUUGUGAUGCUGAAGUUGCUCUCAUUAUCUUCUCUAACCGUGGCAAGCUUUAUGAGUUUUGCAGCACUUCCAACAUGCUCAAGAUGCUUGAAAGGUACCAGAAUUGCACUUACGGUUCAAUGGAAAUCGACAGAUCAAGCAACAAUGCUGAGCAAAACAGCUACAGGGAGUACAUGAAACUGAAAGCCAAAUAUGAGUCGCUACAACAGUACCAAAGACAAAUUUUCGGGGAGGAUCUGGAACCACUGAAUAUCAAGGAACUUGAACAGCUAGAAAGACAACUAGACUCUACUCUGAGACAAAUUCGGUCCAUACGGACACAAUCAAUGUUGGACCGACUUUCUGAACUUCAAGUUAAGGAAAGGAUGUGGCUUGAGGCCAACAAAGCAUUGCAUAAUAAGCAGCUCGAGGAAAUUUAUGCAGAAAAUCAGGCAGGACCAUCAUGGGCAGCAGAUGAAAACUGUGGUUCGUAUGAACAGCACCAGCAUCCUCAAUCUCAGGAGUUCUUUCAGCCAAUAGAUUGCAACCCCAAUUUGCAAAUCGGGUAUAACACAGUUGGUUCAGGUGCUUCAACAAGUGGGCAGAAUAUGAAUGGAAUAGUCCCUGGAUGGAUGCUUUGACUUCCACAUGGUCAACCUUUCUCUAUUUUUGGUUUUAUAAUUCUACACUAUUAUGAACUUAAAUAAUAUUUUUGUCUGUAUUAUGGGAUUUAUACACAAGUCUUGUAAGAUUAUACCCUAUAUUAUUAUAUUAUA